Vitis vinifera (wine grape) is the source of this 1174-nucleotide messenger RNA. Its product is annotated as protein PLANT CADMIUM RESISTANCE 2. The coding region runs from base 448 to 981 and encodes 177 amino acids. The transcript is spliced from 4 exons. Lineage: Eukaryota; Viridiplantae; Streptophyta; Magnoliopsida; Vitales; Vitaceae. The record is from RefSeq and is a predicted model, not a curated record.
AGCAAACGUCACGGUUGAAGAAUAGACUUAGUUAUUAAUCGGGAACGGAGACUGCAUCCUUCUUGGUAGUUGCAAGGUUCUUUUCCUACUUUGAAUUUCGUGCGUACUAUUUAACGACUCCUUUUCUUCUAGAUAAAAGGAGAAAAAAGAACGCACAUGCACAAGAGUCAGUCAUACUGAGCUAAAUAUUGAGUUAACGUGUUGGGUGCAAUUACUAUGGUGGAGACUGGAAUGGUUCAGCUCCUGUGGUUUACUGCCACCUACAGCCAUGCGACCCACUCAACAACAGCGGCUUUUGAUCCAUUUCCUUUCUUCACCAGAAAAAACCCAUCUCUCUCUACAUACAUAUCUAUAUUUCCAGCCACAGAAAAGAUUUCAUCAGAAAACUACUCAUUCAAUCUUUCUGAAUUAUCGUUUCAAAUCAGUCCAUAAGUCUAUUACUGAACCAUGUACCAAAACGAUUACCAGAAAUUCUCGGCUUCACCUCCGCCCUCAGCGCCUCCUUAUACCUCCAUUCAACCAGAGGUGGCCACUGGUAUUCCGAUUAUCUCCACCGGCAAUCUUCAACCUGGAACUGAGGUCCCUUGGUCCACCUGCCUUUGUGGUUGCUGCUCCGACGUCUCAAACUGUUGUAUUACGUGCUGGUGCCCGUGCAUUACUUUUGGGCGGAUCGCUGAGAUUGUUGAUAAAGGAGCAGUGAGUUGUUGUGCAAGCUGCGCCGUUUACGCAGCACUUGCAUGUUGUGCCUGUCUCUUCUCCUGCUCCUACCGCACCAAAUUGAGGAAGCAGUUCAUGUUGAAAGGGUGCUCAUGUGGAGACUGCCUUGUUCAUUGCUGUUGCGAGACAUGUUCUUUGUGUCAGGAGUACCGCGAGCUCACUCACCGUGGUUUCGACAUGUCCCUGGGAUGGGAAGGAAAUAUGGCGAGACAGAAUAUUGGAGUGGCGAUGGCUCCCGUGGUGGAAGGAGGCAUGCGACGCUAGUCUAGCGUUUUUGGACCAGACGAUAUUAUGGUAGGUUGUGCUAAAAUGAUUUCACUACCGAAUCAAUAUUACCAAUCAAUUUCUUUUUAAUCGUGUUAUAAAUGCUUGUAAUGGUGAAUGUUAAUCACCAUUGUAUUAAUUUACAGUUAUGAAAAUUCCUCUUAAUCAUGAUUACUACAUGAUUAUACCGUAA